UGGAAAAUUUGGAAUAUUUUGCCUAUUAUGUUGCGAGAGCGGGAUGGACUGCCUCGGCGUCAACUGUCAAGCAGGCGCUCUUUUAAGCUAGAUGAUGUGAACAGAGAUGAUAGGGGCUGGACUCUGCUACACAUAGGUGCUCGGAUGGGUGACCUGAAAAAGGUGAAAUGUCUUCUGGAAGAGGGAAUGGAUGUGAAUAUUGGUGCGUGGGGCCCAAAAUCUCAGGGAGAGACUCCUCUUCAUCUUGCCGCUCAAGGAGGACACAUAAAGGUUAUGGACCUGUUGCUGGACAAUGGUGCAGAUAUCGAUGCUAGAACCAAAGGCGCUUGCGGCUGGACUCCGGUACACAACGCGGCCAAAUCAAGGAAGAAGGAAGCCAUAAAAUUCCUGAUAGAGAACGGAGCCUUCUUGCCCCCUGACAUGUACGACAGCAGAUUCAAUCCCCCGCUUCAUUACUGCCCCGGCCUCGAGUGGGCUUACGAGAUCCUCCGAAUGCAACAUCGUCACCACCUCUUCUCUGGUGAGACUGCUUCUACCUCCACCAACUCCGACAGCUGAACGGAACUAUUUCUUACUAUUCCGCUUCUGUUAAUCAUAUGCUCAUAAAUCUUCUGAACAUGGAACAACUGUUUUUCUUUUGUGUUUUUUGUUUUGUUGGGGACAAUGAUUAUGCUUUGAUAGAACCUUUUGGAUA
Messenger RNA from Phalaenopsis equestris, 694 nucleotides. Its product is annotated as ankyrin repeat and protein kinase domain-containing protein 1-like. NCBI's taxonomy places the organism in Eukaryota, Viridiplantae, Streptophyta, Magnoliopsida, Asparagales, Orchidaceae. The record is from RefSeq and is a predicted model, not a curated record. Bases 28 to 558 code for a protein of 176 amino acids. Gene Ontology annotation, molecular function: protein binding. The transcript is spliced from 3 exons.